AUGAAGAUCAUCUUUUUUUUACUCUCUUUUACUAUUUUUGAGCUCUCCUCUGCCCAGCUUCGAGUUGGUUUCUAUAGUUCUUCAUGUCCACGAGCAGAGUCGAUUGUUAAACAAGUUGUGCAAAAACGGUUUCGCACGGAUCGUUCAAUAACAGCUGCUUUGCUCCGAAUGCACUUUCAUGACUGCUUUGUUAGGGGUUGUGAUGCAUCAAUAUUGAUAGAUUCCACCAAGUCCAAGUCAUCGGAGAAAGAUGCCGGACCAAACCUAACCGUAAGAGGAUUUGAGCUAAUUGACGAAGCCAAGAGAAAUCUAGAGGCUGCUUGCCCUUCAUCUGUCUCCUGUGCCGAUAUCAUAACAUUAGCAACCCGCGAUGCAGUCGCAUUAGCCGGUGGCCCUGCUUAUAAUGUGCCAACAGGCAGGCGAGACGGGCAAGUUUCCGACUCCUCCGAAGUAAAUCUGCCAGGACCUAGCCUUUCCAUAUCAGAUGCAGCACAAUUCUUCACCGCCAAAGGGCUAACACUCAAUGACAUGGUGGUCCUUUUGGGUGCACAUACAGUUGGAGUUGCACAUUGCGGUUUCUUCCGAGACCGGCUCUUUGAUUUUCAGGGCAGAGGGAAACCUGAUCCUACUAUGGACCCUGCAUUGGCUGCUAGACUCCUGAGGAUCUGCGGUACACAAUCCAGGCCAUUGAAUAGGGAUCCAACAAUUUUUUUGGACCAGAAUACAUCCUUCAUUGUUGAUAAGCAGUUCUAUAAUCAAAUAAAGUCUGGGAAAGGGAUCAUGCAGAUCGAUCAAGAACUUGCCUUGGAUAAGCUAAGUGCUCCUCUGGUCUCAAGAUUGGCUGCCAAUGACGCCCUAUUUCAACAAAGUUUUGCAAAUGCUAUGAUCAAGAUGGGACGCGUUGAAGUCCUUGUUGGAAGAGCUGGAGAAAUUAGGAAAAAUUGUAGAGUUUUUAACCCAACAAAGCCUAAGGGCAGAACUGGCUAA
Coffea eugenioides is the source of this 987-nucleotide messenger RNA. Its product is annotated as peroxidase 44-like. The record is from RefSeq and is a predicted model, not a curated record. Bases 1 to 987 code for a protein of 328 amino acids. Gene Ontology annotation, biological process: response to oxidative stress; hydrogen peroxide catabolic process. Gene Ontology annotation, cellular component: plant-type cell wall; plasmodesma. NCBI's taxonomy places the organism in Eukaryota, Viridiplantae, Streptophyta, Magnoliopsida, Gentianales, Rubiaceae. The transcript is spliced from 2 exons. Gene Ontology annotation, molecular function: heme binding; peroxidase activity.